This is a messenger RNA of Engraulis encrasicolus (European anchovy), 2461 nucleotides long. It is a transcript of the gene abcf2b, whose product is annotated as ATP-binding cassette, sub-family F (GCN20), member 2b. The record is from RefSeq and is a predicted model, not a curated record. Bases 206 to 2041 code for a protein of 611 amino acids. The transcript is spliced from 15 exons. Gene Ontology annotation, molecular function: ATP hydrolysis activity; ATP binding. NCBI's taxonomy places the organism in Eukaryota, Metazoa, Chordata, Actinopteri, Clupeiformes, Engraulidae.
GGGCACAACGUGGGUGUCAGUCUUGUGUCAAUAGAUUUUAGCUACUAAGCAACCCAUAUUGAUGGUUGAAAUAAAACUACCGAACGCGAAAUGUUAUCUUAGCUACCACUGUCGGUUCAUGUUUUAUUGGAUUAUCAGACACGGCUGUUUUGCGGGCCUAUACUAAUUCCACGCAAUCCAAAGGUUGCUGUCCUGAGCCGCAACCAUGCCCUCUGACCUGGCUAAGAAGAAGGCUGCGAAGAAGAAGGAGGCAGCAAAGGCCAGGAGCCAGAAGAAGAAGCCAGAAGAGGUCAACGGCGAGGGAGAAAAUCCAGAAGAACAGCAAAAUGGAACCAGCAACGGAGAUGUAGCGUCCCUGACGAAGCAGCUGGAUGAGUUUGAGCUGGCCAAGAUGGAGGCUCGUGCGGUGACAGGGGUGCUGGCCUCACACCCCAACAGCACGGACGUUCACAUCAGCAGUCUGUCGCUUACCUUCCACGGCCAGGAGCUGCUGCAAGACACCAGCCUGGAGCUCAACUCCGGACGCCGCUACGGACUCAUCGGCCUCAACGGCACAGGCAAGUCCAUGCUGCUGUCAGCCAUUGGUCACCGCGAGGUCCCCAUCCCGGAGCACAUCGACAUCUACCACCUGACGCGGGAGAUGCCGCCCAGCGACAAGACGGCGCUGCAGUGCGUCAUGGAGGUGGACGAGGAGCGGCUGAAGCUGGAGAGGGAGGCCGAGCGCCUGGCCCACGAGGACGCGGAAUGUGAGAAGCUGAUGGAGCUAUACGAGCGUCUGGAGGAGCUCGAUGCCGACAAGGCGGCGGUGAGGGCCUCACGCAUCCUCCAUGGCCUGGGCUUCACCCCCACCAUGCAGCGCAAGAAGCUCAAGGACUUCAGCGGAGGCUGGAGAAUGCGUGUCUCGCUGGCCAGAGCCCUGUUCAUCAAGCCCUUCAUGUUGCUCCUGGAUGAGCCCACUAACCACUUAGACUUGGACGCCUGCGUGUGGCUGGAGGAGGAGCUCAAGUCAUUCAACCGAAUCCUGGUCCUCAUAUCACACUCGCAAGACUUCCUGAACGGUGUCUGUACCAACAUCAUCCACCUCCAUGAAAGGAAACUUAAAUAUUACACAGGAAACUAUGACCAGUAUGUGAAGACCCGCGAGGAGCUGGAGGAGAACCAGAUGAAGCGCUUCAACUGGGAGCAGGACCAGAUCGCACACAUGAAGAACUACAUUGCACGGUUUGGUCACGGCUCUGCAAAGCUUGCCAGACAGGCUCAGAGCAAAGAGAAGACCCUUCAGAAGAUGGUGGCCUCAGGCCUGACUGAACGAGUCGUCAAUGACAAGACGUUGUCAUUUUACUUUCCUCCCUGUGGGAAGAUCCCCCCUCCCGUCAUUAUGGUUCAGAACGUCAGUUUCAAAUACUCCGAUGACACGCCGACCAUUUACAAGAACCUUGAGUUUGGCAUUGACCUGGACACCAGGGUGGCUCUUGUGGGCCCUAACGGUGCUGGCAAGUCCACUCUGUUGAAGCUACUGAUGGGUGAGCUGCUCCCCACCGACGGUAUGAUCAGGAAGCACUCACACGUGAAGAUCGGCAGGUAUCACCAGCACCUGACAGAGCAGCUGGAGUUGGACCUGUCUCCGCUGGAGUACAUGAUGAAGUGCUACCCAGAGAUCAAGGAGAAGGAGGAGAUGAGGAAGAUCAUUGGUCGCUACGGCCUCACGGGAAAACAGCAGGUGAGCCCCAUCAGGAACCUGUCAGAUGGGCAGAAGUGUCGCGUGUGCUUCGCCUGGCUGGCCUGGCAGAACCCCCACAUGCUCUUCCUUGACGAGCCGACUAACCACUUGGAUAUCGAGACCAUUGACGCCCUGGCGGACGCCAUCAACGAGUUUGACGGUGGCAUGAUGCUCGUCAGCCACGACUUCCGACUCAUUCAGCAGGUGGCUCAGGAGAUCUGGGUGUGUGAGAAGCAGACCAUCACCAAGUGGAGCAGAGACAUCCUGGCCUACAAGGAGCACCUAAAAUCCAAAAUCGACAGACAGACACAUGACGUCUGAAGCACCGGAUUCCCCUCCCCUCCCGCCCACUCGAACCCCCUUACGGACACGUACAUUUCCCCCCCUUUCUGCCCGAUACCCAGCACCCUCUCAACCCCCCAACAAAAGACAAAAGUGCAUGAGUCAGGAAUCCACAAUGGAUGUACCUGACGGAAUUUCCAAAAUUCAUCAUGGACUUGCAUUCCGUUGCACCUGUAUUAUUAUCAUCAUCAUCAACAAAGUUUCCUCCAAAUAAAAACCACCGUCAGUUUCAGCCAGUUUACACUGCAGCUCUGCAUUUUAGUCAAAGCAACACACUAACAAGAAGUUUCAUUUCUGCCUCUUGGCUCAUAAUGAGUGAUGUCUUGAGUGUCUUAUCUCUUAUUUAAUAUUUUGAUGGCAAUAAGUAUGUAACAAAUAAAGAUGUGCAUUUAUAAGUGA